GAAGAAAGUCAGGUGGACACACACUUGGAUUCCCAUGUGUUCUCUCCACCAGUCCACUUCUCAACAUCAAUGGAAAAUUGACCAAAAAACGAACAAAAAAACAAACAAAAAAAAAAAGAUUCCUAGUCAUAAGGGUUUGGUAGUUUUUUGAGGUACAUUGUCAUGGAAGAAGAGAGGGAAGAACUAGUAGGAUCAAACACUGUGGAAAAAGGGUUCUUUUCGAAUCAUGAUACGUCGAUUCCAGAGAAGUUGGAAUUGACUGUGGAUCAAGUUAUAGAGGAAUAUGUUGGAUCAUUUGGAAUAUCUCAGUUGUUGCAUGUUUUUUUGGUAUCAGUAACAUGGAUUUUUGAUGCUCAUAGUACUUUAGUCACUAUAUUUACUGAUGCUCAGCCUGCUGAAUGGAGAUGCAUUAGCUCAUCGCCGUCGUCGUCAUGCCAAAGUAAUUCUGGUAAUGCUGCUGCUGCUUCAGUUUGUGGAUUGAAGCCAGGAACUUGGGAAUGGAUUGGUGGAAAUUCAAGUUCUACUAUUGCUGAGUGGGGAUUGAUUUGUGACAACAAAUAUCUUGCUGCUUUGCCAGCUUCACUCUACUUCCCUGGAUCUCUAAUUGGGGCUGCUGUAAUUGGUCGACUGGCGGAUGGAUUACUAGGAAGGAAGAGGGCACUAGUCAUUUCAUGUCUCCUAACCUCAGCAACCACUUUUGUCUGCUCCCUAUCACCAAACAUAUGGGUAUAUGCCUUUUUCCGCUUUGCUAGUGGUUUUUCAAGAGCAGGCAUUGGCAUAUGUUGUCUUGUACUGUCUACAGAAGCUGUUGGUCGAAAAUGGCGUGGUCAAGUUGGCCAGUUCGGCUUCUUUUUCUUCACAGCGGGCUUUCUUUCACUUCCUGUGAUUGCAUACCCUGCUAGAACUUGUUGGAGAAACAUAUACAAGGUCAUCUCAAUUCUGCCCCUUGUUUAUUCAGUCUUUAUACUUCUGCCAUUUGUAUCAGAAUCUCCUCGAUGGCUUCUCAUUCGAGGAAGAAGCAAAGAAGCUCUUCAUGUAUUGGAAAGAUAUGCAAGGAUCAAUGGCAGGGCAAUGCCAGAGAACCUAUGCUUAUUGGAGCCUUCUCUUGCUGCUAAAAAGGUUAGCACAGGCGAAGAAGUUCUACCAAAAAAGACUAUAUGGAACACGAAAUGGGCUGCCAGAAGAUUUGUUUUGGUCAUGAUAACAGGAUUUGGAAUUGGCUUUGUAUAUUAUGGCCUUCAACUUAAUGUAGAAAAUUUGAACUUCAACAUAUACCUCACAGUAGCAGUAAACGCCACGAUGGAGAUUCCUGCAGUGUUCUUCGGUAGCUUAUUACUUAGCAUGGCUGAUCGCCGGGUAAUUUUUUCUCAAUCUGCUUACAUAGCUGGAUUUUCAAGCAUCCUUUGCAUAUUAUUUGCAAAUGUGGGAGAUAAAUCAGGAGGAAGCUGGCCACAAUUGAUCCUUGAAGCGAUUGGGUUCAUGGCAAUUUCGACUGCAUUUGAUGUUCUGUAUAUUUAUUGUGUAGAACUCUUCCCAACGAAUGUGAGAAAUUUCGCUGUUUCAAUGUUGCGGCAAGCAUUGAUGUUAGGGGCAUCUAUGGCUCCUCUGUUGGUGGCUGUUGGCAGAUUCAUUCCUUAUAUAGGCUUUCUCAUUUUUGGGUUGCUUUCCAUUUUAAGUGGAGCCUUGAGUUGGUGGCUGCCUGAGACAAGAAACUCCCCUUUGCAUGAGACAUUGGAGCAUCAAGAACAGGAAGAGAAACUAGUUUCUGCUCCCACAGAAUUAGUGAUUGAACUUUAGUAAAACAAGCUAACUUCAUACAGUUUUAGUGCAUCUUCGAUGUAGUUUUCGUGCAAAAACAGCAAGAUCAAUAUGCUGCAUUGGAUCUUCACCGGUUGACCCAAUUGAGAUCUGACAUCUCACUCUUCAUCUCUCAUUCACAAAAGAUUCAUAAAAGCUAGAUCCUUGGCUCAUUUUUUUUUCUUUAUUUUAAUUUAAUCAUUGUGUUCUGUUAGUGGAAUUAAUAAUGAAAUGGUGAAGUUUCAUUAACCUCUGAUUUAUGAAUUUUAUGGUCAUAGUUUCAUUAAUUCCAGGAUUUAUGUAGUUCUAC
Molecule: messenger RNA, 2107 nt
Organism: Oldenlandia corymbosa var. corymbosa
Lineage: Eukaryota; Viridiplantae; Streptophyta; Magnoliopsida; Gentianales; Rubiaceae
Source: the annotation of a GenBank genome assembly